Cyanistes caeruleus (blue tit) is the source of this 9774-nucleotide messenger RNA. The record is from RefSeq and is a predicted model, not a curated record. Lineage: Eukaryota; Metazoa; Chordata; Aves; Passeriformes; Paridae.
UGGGUAACACCACGCUUGGCCUCCCGCACCCCAACGUCCCUGCGCAUCACCUGGCCCCAGCCCCUGGUUCCUCCUGAUGGCUACCGGGUGACACUUGUCCCUCUGGAUGACCCUGUGGCCAUGACAACGCACGAACUGCCCAGCUCUGCUGUCGCCUUCUCAGUGACAGGGCUGUCCCCAGGCCACCCCUUCGAGCUGCUGGUCCAAGCCCGGCGGGGGCCGCAUCUAGGGGCACCUGGGGUCCUGCGUCUGCGCACAGCACUCAUCCCAUCUGUGCCACACUAUGAGGGGUCCCCGGCGUCGCCUCAGGGCUCCCUGGGGUCCCCAGCAGUGGCACCAUCAGCCCGAGGACCCCCAGAGUCCCCAGGAUCCCCAGGGUCACUGGGACCCCCAGGGUCACCAGUGUCACCCAUAUCACCAGACUUGUCCUUGGGAUCACCCGGGUCUUUGGGAUCACCAGCAUCCCCCAAGGUUCCAGCAUCCCCAGUAGCUCGAGGGUCCCCGGGAUCCCCAGCACCCCCCAGGUCAUCAGUGUCACCAGAGUCCCCAGAGUCACCAGCAUCACCAGAAUUCCCAGGGUCAUCAGUGUCACAAGAUUUCUCAGUGUCACCAGCGUCCCCAGAGUCCCCAUUGUCCCCAGAGUUCCCAGAGCUUCCAGGGUCCCCAGAGUCCCCAGUGUUUCCAGGGUCCACUCCACCCCCAUGGUCCCCGGUGUCCCCAUGGCCCCCACUGUCCCCAGGCAUCCCCUCCCUGCAGGACCUGGUGGCCCGGCUGUCCACAUACAGUGGAUCCCUGCUCCAGCGUCUCGAGAGCCACCUUCGGGCCACCAACUUCCCACUCCGUGGCAACCAGACAGUGCCAGGGGUGGCCCGUGCCAUCCUGGCUUACAUCCUGCGCCGGCACCCAGAGCUUGGGAGAAGACAGGGACCCACAGGGGAGGGUGGAAACCAGGAGCCGGUGCUGGAAUGGGUGGACAUGGAUGGGAUGGAGCUGAUGGAGCCAUGGAAGGAUGUGGAGAAAACAGUCAAGGCUGAGCCAGAGGAGCUGCGUCCAUCCCGGCCAGUCCUGGGUGACCUCAGUGUCACCAGCAUCGCCCCCAGCUCCAUGCAGCUGCAGUGGACUGUCCCCAAGGGCUCCUUUGACUCCUUCAUGCUGCAGUACCGGGAUGCCCAAGGCCAGCCCCAGGCCUUGCCCAUUGAUGGCGGGUCUCACUCGGUGACGGUGCCGGGGCUGUCCCCCUCCCGCCGGUACCGCUUCCACCUCUAUGGACUGCGGGGUGGGAAGAGGAUCGACCGUGUUUCCAUUGAUGUCAUCACAGCUGCAGCAGAGCCAGAGGAGCAGCCCCUGCCCUCAGAGAAGCCCCAACAUGAAAAACAUCGAACUGAGUCCCCUGCAUCUGAGGCACCCCUUGUGCGGGCAAUGCUGGACGAUCUGAGGGUCUCCAGCGUCACCCCCGACUCUGUGCAGCUGCAGUGGAGCGUCCCCAGUGGCUCCUUUGACUCCUUCAUGCUGCAGUAUCGGGAUGCCGAGGGCCAGCCCCAGGCCUUGCCCAUCACUGGCAGGUCCCGCUCAGUGACAGUGCCAGGUCUGUCUCCAUCCCACCAGUACCGCUUCCACCUCUAUGGGCUGCGGGGUAAAAAGAAGAUUGACCACGUCUCCACUGAGGCUGUGACAGGCACAGAAGAGCCAGAGGAAUUGCCCUUGCCCUCAGAGGAGCAAAAACAUGAGAAACUCCAAAUUGAGACACCCCCGUCUGAUUCCCCCCCGGUGCAGGCAGUGAUGGGGGAGCUGAGGGUAUCCAAUGUCACCUCCAGCUCCAUGCAGCUGCAGUGGAGUGUUCCUGAGGGCUCCUUUGACUCCUUCAUGCUGCAGUACCGGGAUGCCCAUGGCCAGCCCCAGGCCCUGCCCAUUGAUGGGAGGUCCCGAUCGGUGACGGUGCCGGGGCUGUCCCCGUCUCGCCGGUACCGCUUCCAUCUGUACGGGCUGCAGGGUAGGAAGAAGACAGACCGUGUCUCUAUCGACAUUAUCACAGCAGCAGAAGAGCCAGAGGAAUUGCUCCUGCCCACAGAGGAACUGCAGGAUGAGAAACCCCAAACUGAGGCCCCACCAUCUGAGGCCACUCCAGCACAGGCAGUACUGGAUGAGCUGAGGGUCUCCAGCAUCACCCCCAGCUCUGUGCAGCUUCAGUGGACUGUCCCCAAGGGCUCCUUUGACUCCUUCAUGCUGCAGUAUCGGGAUGCUGAGGGCCAGCCCCAGGCCCUGCCCAUCGAUGGCGGGUCUCGCUCGGUGACGGUGCCAGGCCUGUCCCCAUCCCGCCGGUACCGCUUCCACCUCUAUGGGCUGCGUGGAGGCAAAAGGAUUGACCGUGUCUCCACUGACACUGUCACAGCUCCAUCCACCAUCAACCCUUCCAGCAAUCUAUUGAAUUCCACCUUCCAUCAUCCAUCAUCCAUCAUCAGCCACAGCAACCAUCAAUUAUCCAUCAUCAUCCAUCAUCCUUAUCUACCACGUAUCACCAUCAUCCAUCAAUUAUCAUGCAUCCAUCUAUCCAUCCAUGCUUCCCUCCUCCUCUAUCCAUCAAGGACGGAUUCAAUGAUGGAUGAAUGGAAGAUUGUCCAUGGGAAAUGGGGGAGGGGUGAAGAUGUGGAGGGAAAUGCCAGUGAAGAACCCUUGCCCUCGGUGACCAAACACGAGAAGCCAAAAGCUGAGUCCACCACAUCUGAUGCCUUCCCAGCUCCAGCAGUUCUCAGUGACAUGACAGUCUCCAGUGUCACACCCAACUCUGUGCAGCUGCAGUGGAGCGUCCCCAAGGGCCCCUUUGACUCCUUCAUGCUGCAGUACCGGGAUGCCCAUGGCCAGCCCCAGGCCCAGCCCAUUGAUGGGGAAUCUCGCUCUGUGACUGUGCCAGGGCUGUCCCCAUCCCACCGGUACCGCUUCCACCUCUAUGGGCUGAGGGGAAAGAAAAAGACUGACCACGUCUCCACCGAGGCUAUAACAGCAGCAGAAGAGCCAGAGGAACUGCCCCUGCCCACAGAGGAACGGCAGGAUGAGAAACCCCAAACUGAGGCCCCACCAUCUGAGGCCACUCCAGCACAGGCAGUACUGGAUGAGCUGAGGGUCUCCAGCAUCACCCCCAGCUCUGUGCAGCUUCAGUGGACUGUCCCCAAGAGCUCCUUUGACUCCUUCAUGCUGCAGUAUCGGGAUGCUCAGGGCCAGCCCCAGGCCCUGCCCAUCGAUGGCGGGUCUCGCUCGGUGACGGUGCCAGGCCUGUCCCCAUCCCGCCGGUACCGCUUCCACCUCUAUGGGCUGCGUGGAGGCAAAAGGAUUGACCGUGUCUCCACCGACACUGUCACAGCCAGUGAAGAAACCUUGCCCUCAGAGGAGCCCAAACACGAGAAGCCAAAAGCUGAGUCCACCACAUCUGAUGCCCUCCCGGCUCCAGCAGUUCUCAGUGACAUGACAGUCUCCAGUGUCACACCCAACUCUGUGCAGCUGCAGUGGAGUGUCCCUGAGGGCCCCUUUGACUCCUUCAUGCUGCAGUACCGGGAUGCCCAUGGCCAGCCCCAGGCCCUGCCCAUUGUGCCAGGGCUGUCCCCAUCCCACCGGUACCGCUUCCACCUCUAUGGGCUGAGGGGAAAGAAAAAGACUGACCACGUCUCCACCGAGGCUAUAACAGCCACAGACAAGACAGAGGAGCCACCCUCACCCUCCGGGGAGCCCCAAACUGAAGCCCUGCCAACUGAUGACAACCAGCCUGAGCAUACCCAAAAUGAGGUCCCCCUGGCGCGGGCAGUGCUGGGAGAGCUGAGAGUUGCCAGUGUCACCCCCGACUCUGUGCAGCUGCAGUGGAGCGUCCCUGAGGCCCCCUUUGACUCCUUCAUGCUGCAGUACCGGGAUGCCCAGGGCCAGCCCCAGGCCCUGCCCAUUGAUGGGGGAUCUCGCUCCAUAACGGUGCCAGGGCUGUCCCCAUCCCGCCGGUACCGCUUCCACCUCUAUGGGCUGAGGGAUGGGAAGAGGACUGACCGUGUCUCCACUGACAUUAUCACAGCUGCAGCCAAGCCAGAGGAGCUGCCCCUGCCUUCAGAGGAGCCCAAGCCUGAGGUCAUCCCAUCUGAUGCCCCACCAGCAUGGGCAGAGCUGGGGGAGCUGAAGGUCUCCAGUGUCACCCCUGACUCUGUGCAGCUGCAAUGGAGCGUCCCCAAGGGCCCCUUUGAUUCCUUCAUGCUGCAGUAUCGGGAUGUCCAUGGCGAGCCCCAGUCCCUGCCCAUUGAUGGCAGGUCCCGCUCGGUGACAGUGCCAGGGCUGUCCCCAUCUUAUCAGUACCGCUUCCACCUCUACGGGUUGCAAGAUGGGAAAAGGGUUGACCAUGCGUCCACCAAUGUCAUCACAGAUGCAGCAGUGCCAGAGCAGAUGCCCAUACCCUCAGUGGAGCCCCAACUUGAAGAUCACAAACCUGAGCAGCCCCAAACCGAGGUCGACCAGGGACAGGUCGCACUGGGGAAGUUGAGGGUCUCCAACGUCACACCCAACUCCGUGCAGCUGCAGUGGAGCAUCUCUGAGGGCUCCUUUGACUCCUUUACACUGCAGUACAGGGAUGCCCUGGGCCAGCCCCAAGCCCUGGCUGUUGAUGGGGAAUCCCGCUCCAUAACAGUGCCAGGGCUGUCCCCAUCCCACCGGUACCGCUUCCACCUCUAUGGACUGAGGGACGGGAAGAGGACUGACCGUGUCUCCACUGACAUUAUCACAGCUGCUGAGAAGAAGCUGGAGGAACUGCCCCUGCCUACAAACGUACCACAGCAGCAUGAGAAACCCCAAACUGAGGCCCCCACUGCUGAGGCACUCCCAGCACGAGCAGUGCUGAGGGACCUGACAGUCUCCAGUGUCACCCCCAGCUCUGUGCAGCUGCAGUGGAGUGUCCCUGAGGGCUCCUUUGACUCCUUCAUGCUGCAGUACCGGGAUGCCCAUGGCCAGCCCCAGGCCCUGCCCAUUGAUGGGGGAUCUCACUCUGUAACGGUGCCAGGGCUGUCCCCAUCCCACCGGUACCGCUUCCACCUCUAUGGGCUGAGGGGAAAGAAAAAGACUGACCACGUCUCCACCGAGACGAUGACAGCAGCAGAAGAGCCAGAGGAACUGCCCCUGCCCACAGAGGAACCGCAGGAUGAGAAUCCCCAAACUGAGGCCCCACCAUCUGAGGCCACUCCAGCACAGGCAGUACUGGAUGAGCUGAGGGUCUCCAGCGUCACCCCCAGCUCUGUGCAGCUUCAGUGGACUGUCCCCAAGGGCUCCUUUGACUCCUUCAUGCUGCAGUAUCGGGAUGCUGAGGGCCAGCCCCAGGCCCUGCCCAUCGAUGGCGGGUCUCGCUCAGUGACGGUGCCAGGCCUGUCCCCAUCCCGCCGGUACCGCUUCCACCUCUAUGGGCUGCGUGGAGGCAAAAGGAUUGACCGUGUCUCCACUGACACUGUCACAGCCACAGAGAAGCCGGAGGAACUGCCCCUGCCUACAGAGGAACCACAGCAUGAAAAAUCCAAAACUGAGGAACCCGCAACUCAGGCAUUCCCAGCACGAGCAGUACUGGGGGAUCUGAAGGUCUCCAGUGUCACCCCCAGCUCCGUGCAGCUGCUGUGGACUGUCCCUGAGGGCCCCUUUGACUCCUUCAUGCUGCAGUACCGGGAUGCCCAUGGCCAGCCCCAGGCCCUACCCAUUGAUGGGGAAUCUCGCUCUGUGACUGUGCCAGGGCUGUCCCCGUCCCACCGGUACCGCUUCCACCUCUAUGGGCUGAGGGGAAGGAAGAAGGUUGACCACGUCUCCACCGAGGCCCUGACAGCUGCUGAGAAGAAGCUGGAGGAACUGCCCCUGCCUACAAACGUACCACAGCAGCAUGAGAAACCCCAAACUGAGGCCCCCACUGCUGAGGCACUCCCAGCACGAGCAGUGCUGAGGGACCUGACAGUCUCCAGUGUCACCCCCAGCUCUGUGCAGCUGCAGUGGAGUGUCCCUGAGGGCUCCUUUGACUCCUUCAUGCUGCAGUACCGGGAUGCCCAUGGCCAGCCCCAGGCCCUGCCCAUCGAUGGGGAAUCUCGCUCUGUAACGGUGCCAGGGCUGUCCCCAUCCCACCGGUACCGCUUCCACCUCUAUGGGCUGAGGGGAAGGAAAAAGAUUGACCACGUCUCCACCGAGGCGAUGACAGCAGCAGAAGAGCCAGAGGAACUGCAGGAUGAGAAUCCCCAAACUGAGGCCCCACCAUCUGAGGCCACUCCAGCACAGGCAGUACUGGAUGAGCUGAGGGUCUCCAGCGUCACCCCCAGCUCUGUGCAGCUGCAGUGGACUGUCCCCAAGGCUCCCUUUGACUCCUUCAUGCUGCAGUAUCGGGAUGCUGAGGGCCAGCCUCAGGCCCUGCCCAUCGAUGGCAGGUCUCGCUCAGUGACGGUGCCAGGCCUGUCCCCAUCCCGCCGGUACCGCUUCCACCUCUAUGGGCUGCGUGGAGGCAAAAGGAUUGACCGUGUCUCCACCGACACUGUCACAGCCGCAGAGAAGCUGGAGGAACUGCCCCUGCCUACAGAGGAACCACAGCAUGAAAAACACAAAACUGAGUCCCCCUCUGCGGAGGCACUCCUAACACGUGCAGUACUGGGGGAUCUGAAGGUCUCCAGUGUCACCCCUGACUCUGUGCAGCUGCAGUGGAGCGUCCCCGAGGCCCCCUUUGACUCCUUCAUGCUGCAGUACCGGGAUGUCCAUGGCCAGCCCCAGGCCCUGCCCAUUGAUGGGGAAUCUCGCUCUGUGACUGUGCCAGGGCUGUCCCCAUCCCACCGGUACCGCUUCCACCUCUAUGGGUUGAGGGGAAGGAAGAAGAUUGACCACGUCUCCACCGAGGCCAUGACGGCAGCAGAAGAGCCAGAGGAACUGCCCCUGCCCACAGAGGAACGGCAGGAUGAGAAUCCCCAAACUGAGGCCCCACCAUCUGAGGCCACUCCAGCACAGGCAGUACUGGAUGAGCUGAGGGUCUCCAGCGUCACCCCCAGCUCUGUGCAGCUGCAGUGGACUGUCCCCAAGGGCUCCUUUGACUCCUUCAUGCUGCAGUAUCGGGAUGCUGAGGGCCAGCCUCAGGCCCUGCCCAUCGAUGGCAGGUCUCGCUCGGUGACGGUGCCAGGGCUGUCCCCAUCCCGCCGGUACCGCUUCCACCUCUAUGGGCUGCGUGGAGGCAAAAGGAUUGACCGUGUCUCCACCGACACUGUCACAGCGAUGCUGGGGGAUCUGAGGGUCUCCAGUGUCACCCCCAGCUCUGUGCAGCUGUGGAGUGUCCCUGAGGGCUCCUUUGACUCCUUCAUGCUGCAGUUCUAGGAUGCCCAUGGCCAGCCCCAGGCUCUGCCCAUCGCUGGUGGGUCCUGCUCAGUGACGGUGCCGGGGCUGUCCCCCUCCCACUGGUACCGCUUCCACCUCUAUGGGAUGCCCACAGACAAGACAGAGGAGCCACCCUCACCCUCCGAGGAGCCCCAAACUGAAGCCCUGCCAACUGACGACAACCAGCCUGAGCAUACCCAAAAUGAGGUCCCCCUGGUGCGGGCAGUGCUGGGAGAGCUGAGAGUUGCCAGUGUCACCCCCGACUCUGUGCAGCUGCAGUGGAGCGUCCCUGAGGGCCCCUUUGACUCCUUCAUGCUGCAGUACCGGGAUGCCCAGGGCCAGCCCCAGGCCCUGCCCAUUGAUGGGGAAUCUCGCUCCAUAACGGUGCCGGGGCUGUCCCCAUCCCACCGGUACCGCUUCCACCUCUAUGGGCUGAGGGACGGGAAGAGGACUGACCGUGUCUCCACUGACAUUAUCACAGCUGCAGCCAAGCCAGAGGAGCUGCCCCUGCCUUCAGAGGAGCCCAAGCCUGAGGUCAUCCCAUCUGAUGCCCCACCAGCAUGGGCAGAGCUGGGGGAGCUGAAGGUCUCCAGUGUCACCCCUGACUCUGUGCAGCUGCAAUGGAGCGUCCCCAAGGGCCCCUUUGAUUCCUUCAUGCUGCAGUAUCGGGAUGUCCAUGGCGAGCCCCAGUCCCUGCCCAUUGAUGGCAGGUCCCGCUCGGUGACAGUGCCAGGGCUGUCCCCAUCCUAUCAGUACCGCUUCCACCUCUAUGGGUUGCAAGAUGGGAAAAGGGUUGACCAUGCGUCCACCAAUGUCAUCACAGAUGCAGCAGUGCCAGAGCAGAUGCCCAUACCCUCAGUGGAGCCCCAACUUGAAGAUCACAAACCUGAGCAGCCCCAAACCGAGGUCGACCAGGGACAGGUCGCACUGGGGAAGUUGAGGGUCUCCAACGUCACACCCAACUCCGUGCAGCUGCAGUGGAGCAUCUCUGAGGGCUCCUUUGACUCCUUUACACUGCAGUACAGGGAUGCCCUGGGCCAGCCCCAAGCCCUGGCUGUUGAUGGGGGGUCCCGCUCGGUGACAGUGCCUGGGCUGUCCCCAUCCCACUGGUAUCGCUUCCACCUCUAUGGAGUGCGGGGCAGGAAGAGGAUUGACCGCGUCUCCACCGAUGUUGUCACAGCUGACCCAGAGGAUCUGCCCCCAUCCUCAAUUGACACCCCAACUGAGGCGGCUCCAUCUGAGACCCUGUCAGCACGGGCAGUAUUGGGGGAGCUGAAGGUCUCCAGUGUCACACCCAACUCUGUGCAGCUGCACUGGACUGUCCCAGAGGGCCACUUUGACUCCUUCAUGCUGCAGUACCGGGAUGCCCAGGGCCAGCCCCAGGCUCUGCCCAUCAAUGGCAGGUUGCGCUUGGUGACGGUGCCAGGGCUGUCCCCAUCCCACCGGUACCGCUUCCACCUCUAUGGGCUGCGGGCCAGGAAGAAGAUUGACCACGUCUCCACUGAGAUUGUCAUAGCUGACAGGGAAGCUGCAACUGUGCUAGAGGAGCUUCCCCUGCCCUCAGAGGAACCCGAAGAUGAGAAACACCAAACUGAGGUCCCCACAUCUGCACCCACCUGGUCGCAGGCAGUGCUGAAGGAGCUGAGAGUCUCCAGUGUCACCCCUGACUCUGUGCAGCUGCAGUGGACUGUCCCCAAGGCUCCCUUUGACUCCUUCAUGCUGCAGUACCGGGAUGCCCAGGGCCAGCCCCAGGCCCUGCCCAUUGAUGGGGAAUCUCGCUCUGUGACUGUGCCGGGGCUGUCCCCAUCCCACCGGUACCGCUUCCACCUCUAUGGGCUGAGGGGAAGGAAAAAGAUUGCCCAUGUUUCCACCGACAUUGUCACAGCCACAGCCAAGACAGAGGAGCUGCCCCUGCCCUCAGAGGAGCCCCAACCUGAGGACCCCAAAGGAAAAGACCCUCCAACUGAGGUCACCCCAUCUGAGGUCUCCCUGGAACAGGCAGUGCUGAGCGAUCUGAGGGUUUCCAAUAUCACCCCUGACUCUGUGCAGCUGCAGUGGAGUGUCCCCAAGGGCCCCUUUGACUCCUUCAUGCUGCAGUACCGGGAUGCCCAAGGCCAGCCCCAGGCCCUGCCCAUCGACGGUGGGUCUCGCUCAGUGACGGUGCCGGGGCUGUCCCCAUCCCACUGGUACCGCUUCCACCUCUACGGGCUGAGGGAUGGGAAAAGGAUUGACCACGUCUCCACUGAGACCACCACUGGUGAGGGGCUGCAGGGACUCCCCCAGGACCCCUCAGGGAAUGGAGCUGGAGUGGGGACAGGGCUGGGUGUGGAGCCCAGGGGGAGCUGGGAGGAACUGGGCUGUACUGGGGGAGCCAGAGAAAUGAGGGGGACCAGGAAGCUCAGGGGACUGGGGGGCACUGAGGACUGGGGAAUUUAG